Messenger RNA from Triplophysa dalaica, 1354 nucleotides. RefSeq names its product low affinity immunoglobulin gamma Fc region receptor II-c-like. The coding region runs from base 1 to 1143 and encodes 380 amino acids. The record is from RefSeq and is a predicted model, not a curated record. Gene Ontology annotation, cellular component: membrane. Lineage: Eukaryota; Metazoa; Chordata; Actinopteri; Cypriniformes; Nemacheilidae. The transcript has 6 exons.
AUGCCUCCCCUGCCACACCAACGAGGUGAUCAGGUUAGACUGGUCAGUGGUAGUAAUCGCUGCUCUGGAAGAGUUGAGGUCUAUCAUAAUGGCCGUUGGGGAACAGUGUGUGAUGAUUCUUGGGACACUAAUGAUGCUGAUGUGGUGUGCAGACAGUUGGGAUGUGGAAAAGCUGUCAGUGCUCAUGAAAAGGCCUACUUUGGCCAAGGGAGUGACCCGAUCUGGCUGGAUGAUGUUGGAUGUUCUGGCAAAAGCAAAUGCGGAAUUUUUCUUGUUCAGAAACAAAUCAUCCACAACAUAUUCCGAAGAGAUGUAUCUACUGUGACUUUCGAUCUGACUGCAAACGUCUCACAUCAGGACCAGUACAGCUGUGAUUACUCUUACAGCAAUAACAAAAUCAGGUCUCCCAGGAGUAACAAGAUUGAAAUCGUUGUGGUGAACCUGCAGCAGCCCAACAUUUCCCUCCAGGAUCCUGAUGGAUGGUUUGUUUUGGGCCCUCUGGGGUCAGUAGUCACCAGAGGUCACGGCUUCACUAUUACCUGUUCCUCUGAACCUCAAUAUCCUGGAGGCUUCUUCUACCUGUUCAAUGGACCAAAUAUCACCAGGAGUCAACCAGCCAUCAAUAACACUGCCUUCUUUAUCUUGCCUGAGGCGGAUUAUUCACAUCAAGGAAACUACAGAUGUGUUUAUGAAGUAAAUGUGUCCUCACGUUCCUUCCAUUCAGCUCCUUCUGAUCAGAUGCUCAUCACUGUCAGAGCUUCCCUGUUUCCUGUCCUUGUUGGUGGGGUGUCAGCUGUACUUCUCGUUUUCUCAGCUUUCAUAGUCAUCUUCCUGGCAAAGAGAAGACAAAAACAAAACAAUAAGGCGACUCAUAUAAAAUGCUCUUUUAGGAAAGGUCCAAGUAAUACAUACGGAGGUGCAUCCCGUGACACUAAAGAUGAGGACGAUGAGAAUGACUAUGAAAAUGUGCAGCUUGAUGAUAAGGACAAGUGUAGAAAUGCUAGCUGUAAUGAAUCUGAAGAGGACUACAUCAAUAUGGACACAGAUGACUCUGAACAGGAUUAUGUCAAUGAUUGUAUUACAGAAAAUAGAAUUAUGCUGGAGGAUGAAUGUGAUGAUAACAUUUAUGAAGUUUUUGAGUGAAUCUAAUGUACAGUGGAAAUAUUCUAGAGAAGACAGUAUUCAUCACAUAAUCCAAAUAAACUGUGUCCCAUCACUGAGGUUAAGGAGGACUCGUAAGGUCCCUCUCUCUGGUGACACUGUUAUAACUGGCAAAUUGGAGCUUUAUGCAAUAUGUAAUGCUUUCAAAUGUACAAAAGAAAGUAAAAUAAAGUGUUGACUUUUUUUAAACUAA